Molecule: messenger RNA, 2829 nt
Organism: Spirodela intermedia
Lineage: Eukaryota; Viridiplantae; Streptophyta; Magnoliopsida; Alismatales; Araceae
Source: the annotation of a GenBank genome assembly
AUGAAUCCCUUCCUUGUUUGUCUGGGAUUCUUCUGGGAUCCCUUAUCGCAGGGUGUGCAAAAUUUCCUGCAGAGCAGCACGGGGGAAGCCGUCUCCUGGGUGUGGAAUCUGGCCGCCGGUGGAAUCGUCACUCUCAUUCUGCUGGACUCCAGAGCGGAGGAGCUGGGCAGGGAGAUGACAGAUCUGAUCUGUCUAAGAGAAGAUCUAGAAGAGCAUAUCAAACAAGGGGAGCUUGAGGACAUGGGGCCGACCUCCCAGGCCAAGAAUUGGCUCAGGAAGGUGCAGGAGAUCGAGUCCAGGGAGGCCGAUUUCCGGGUUUCCUUCCAGCAGAGGGGGGCCUCCCCUGAGGGCUCCUCUUUACGAUCCUCUUAUCGGCUCGGUUGUGAAGCUGCCGAGUGCCUGAAAGAAGUCCAGAGGCUGAAGACCGAAAAGAACAAUCUCCUCGACCAACUCAUCCCGGCGCGGCCGCCCGCGGUGGUUCCGCAGCCAAGCUCUUCACUCUGCGACAACGUGGGCGCGGAGAAGACGUUGUCGGAGAUCCGCAGCCUCCUGGAAGACAAUGAAGCUCCAGUCAUCGGGAUCUACGGCUUGGGAGGAAUAGGGAAGACGACCCUCUUGAAGGCGAUCAACAACGAGUUCCUCCCGAGGGGAUCCGGCCGUUUCGAUCUGGUGAUUUGGGUAACCGUCUCCAAGGAACCUGAUAUCCUGAAGGUUCAAGAGCAAAUUGCCACCCAGUUGGGCUGCCCUCUCCACGGCGAGAACCGGGCCAGGACCCUGCUGAUGGGCCUCUCCCAGAAGAAGUUCCUUCUGCUGCUGGACGACGUGUGGGAGAAACUAGACCUCGGUUCUAUAGGCGUCCCCUUCUCCUCCUCUUUUUUCAGGAACGGAAGCAAGGUAGUCUUUACCACACGCUCAGUGACAGUGUGCAACGAUAUGGACGCUAAGAGGAAAGUUAAGGUGCCCCUCUUAAAUCGAAAGAGCUCUUGGACGCUCUUCUGCCAAAAGCUGGGCAGGGAAGAAGACCAGUGGAAUGAUCGCUCUAUAAGGUCUCUCGCAGAAGCCGUUUGUCAAAAAUGCGGAGGCCUUCCGAUCACCCUCAUCACCGUAGGCCGGGCCAUGGCGGAUGCCACCACCCAUGGCGAGUGGAAAGAGGCUCUCAUGGCGCUGAAGGGCAUACCCGUGGAGCUCGGAGACAUGAAAGAGGUUCUAAUUCUUCUCAAGUUCAGUUUCGACAGACUGAAAGAUACAUCCGCCAAGGAGUGCCUUCUCUACUGCGCCCUCUUCCAAGAGGAUGACAGCAUCCUUAUAAGCGAGCUCAUUGAUUACUGGGUGGGUGAAGGGCUCUUAGAUAGGGGAUGCUAUCCCGACUCCAUUGACAGAGCUCGUAACCGCGGCCUCGUUGUCAUCACCACUCUCAAGGCUGCCUGUCUGCUAGAAGACGGGGAGGACAAAGGAAGAGACGUGAAGCUCCAUGACACGGUCCGCGAGAUGGCGUUGUGGAUAACCAGCGGCGUAGGCGACGAGAGAGGGAAUGUCUUCUUGGUGAACUCCGGGGAGCAGUUGAGGCACGUGCCGACGCCGGAAAGAUGGACGGAGGCGAGAAGGAUAUCUCUGAUGUGUAAUGAGAUACGCCUGCUCCCUGAGGAGCCUCGUUGCCCCAAUCUGCAGACGCUGUUGCUGAAUUACAACAUACCUCAUCUGGAGGAAAUCCCCGGUGGGUUUUUCCAGUUCAUGCCGAGCCUUCGUGUUUUAAAUCUGUCGUGGACGGGAAUAAGGGUUCUCCCCCCGGAAAUCGGGUCACUGGUAGAACUGCGGUAUCUCAAUCUAUCAAGGACUCCCCUGGAAUCAUUACCCAUGGAGGUCAGGAAUUUGACGAAGCUGAGACAUCUGCGUUUGGAGGGAACCUGGACUCUUAAGAGUAUCCCACGCGAGGCGGUCUCAUCGCUUGAAAGGCUGCAGUCGUUGAACAUUUAUGGGAGUAACUAUGAGUUUAGAGCAGGAGGGGAGGGCGGUGGUAGCGAUGGUGUGAUUGACCAUGAGGGGAGACAACUCUGUCUGAAAGACUUGGAGGACGGCAUGUGGAACCUGACGGAGCUCGGUAUUUGUAUAACAGGCAUGACGCAUGAAGACAUGCAGGCUGUACUGAACUCUCAGAGACUGUCUGCGUCGAUCAGAUUUCUACGGCUUCAACAGGUUCAACUCUCGUCUGUUGAUUUGGGAUUCAUGAAAGCCCUGAGAAGGCUUGAGAUUUCGGAUUCUACCGACUUGGAAGAGCUGGUCUUCAACACGAACCAGCUCUCGGAGCUGGAGGAACUGACAUUGGGUGAACUUCCCCGAGCAACGAUCUCUUGGAAAGAUGGCAACGUGUUUGUGAGGGGGCCCACCACAGCUGCCAUCUUCAAAAACCUUCGGAGAUUGUGGAUUGAGAAAUGUGAAGCAUUGGAGGACAUAACCUGGAUCAGACAACUGCCCUGCAUUGAGAUCUUAUCACUAACUGAAUGUUCGAGAAUAGAAGAGGUGAUAGUAGUCGAAGAGGUGACGGUGGACAACGUGGAUUAUGAAAAUGAUUCUUUCUUCCCUAAAUUAAGGUGGAUUUGGUUGCAAGAUCUUCCGAAUUUGAGGAGCAUAUGUAGGCAUCCGUUGUUGCUCCCUUCCUUGGAGGAAUUCCAUGUAAUCAACUGUCCAGAGCUGAAGAAGCUGCCCUUUGGGCUCUCUACUGCCAAGAACAUCCAACGCAUCUCUGGUGAAAAAGAAUGGUUGAAACAAUUAGAGUGGGACCAUGAAGACGUUCGGUCCAAGUUGACCCCUUAUUUUCGACCAAGUAGGUGA